This is a messenger RNA of Penicillium odoratum, 2523 nucleotides long. RefSeq names its product beta-glucosidase. The coding region runs from base 1 to 2523 and encodes 840 amino acids. Gene Ontology annotation, molecular function: beta-glucosidase activity. Gene Ontology annotation, biological process: glucan catabolic process. Lineage: Eukaryota; Fungi; Ascomycota; Eurotiomycetes; Eurotiales; Aspergillaceae. The record is from RefSeq and is a predicted model, not a curated record. The transcript has 3 exons.
AUGGCUCCUAUCGAUGUGGAGAAGGCUAUUGAGGAGCUUACACUGGGUGAGAAGGUCGCUCUCACGGCUGGACGCGACUUUUGGCAUACAGCAUCAGUUCCACGCCUAAAGAUUCCUUCACUGCGCAUGUCCGAUGGCCCGAAUGGUGUCCGAGGCACACGGUUCUUCAACGGCAUUCCCGCUGCCUGUUUCCCAUGCGCCACCGCCCUAGGCGCCACCUGGGAUACCGAGCUGUUGUCCGAAGUCGGCACAUUAAUGGGCGAUGAAGCCAUUGCUAAGGGUACCCACGUCGUCCUGGGUCCCACAAUAAAUAUUCAGCGAUCGCCUCUCGGUGGUCGCGGAUUCGAGUCUUUCUCUGAAGAUGGUGUACUCUCCGGUACCCUUGCGGGACAUUUGUGCAAGGGUUUGCAGGAUAAGGGUGUCGCCGCAACUCUCAAGCAUUUCGUGUGCAAUGACCAGGAGCACGAGCGGAUGGCUGUAAAUAGCAUUCUUACACAGCGUGCUUUGCGCGAAAUUUACCUGCUUCCUUUCCAGUUGGCUCUGCGGAUCUGCCGGUCAGCGUGUGUUAUGACUGCUUACAACAAAGUCAACGGCACACAUGUUAGUGAGAAUGAGUUUUUGCUCAAUGAUGUUCUGCGGAAGGAGUGGGGGUGGGAUGGAUUGGUUAUGAGUGACUGGUUUGGUGUAUAUAGCACCUCUGAUGCGAUCAAUGCUGGUCUCGAUAUUGAGAUGCCUGGUAAGUCUCGGUGGCGCGGGGAGGCCCUUGCACAUGCCGUGUCUUCCAACAAGGUAGCCGAGUUCAAGCUUGAUGAGCGAGUGCGUAACAUCUUAAACUUGGUCAACUGGGUAGAUCCAUUGGGGAUUCCUGAAGGGGCAUCUGAGAUAGCACUGAACCGACCUCAGGACCAAGCAUUGAUGCGCCGAGCAGCAGCGGAGUCGGUGGUUCUAUUGAAGAAUGAGGGCGCCACUUUGCCUUUGAAAAAGGAUAGGUCGGUACUGGUUAUCGGACCUAACGCCAAGCAAGCAACCUACUGUGGCGGUGGCUCAGCUUCCCUGGCUCCUUAUUAUACAGUGACUCCAUUUGAUGGCGUUUCGGCGAAAAGCAAAGGAGAUGUUAAGUUCUCUCAGGGUGUCUAUUCCCACAAGGAAUUGCCCCUCCUUGGCCCGCUAUUGAAGACAGAAGAUGGAAAGACCGGCUUCACAUUCAAAGUUUACAAUGAGCAUCCAAGUGCUGGCACAGAGCGUACAGUUGUGGAUGAGCUGCAACUUGUUUCCUCGGCUGGAUUCUUGAUGGAUUAUUACAACCCCAAGAUUAAGUCCAUGACUUACUAUAUCGACAUGGAGGGAUAUUUCACCCCUGAGGAGACUGGACUGUAUGACUUCGGCGUGACUGUUGUCGGUACUGGCCGCCUGCUUAUCGAUGGUGAGGUGGUUGUGGAUAACACCAAGAACCAGAAGCAAGGUUCUGCCUUCUUCGGCACUGCUACCAUCGAGGAGCAUGGCGAGAAGGAACUCAAGGCCGGACAGACUUACAAGGUCCUCUUUGAGUUCGGUACUCCACCCACCUCCGAUAUGGACACUCGUGGAAUCGUAACAUUCGGUGCAGGUGGCUUCCGCUUCGGCGCAAGUCGUCGCGUCAGCCAGGAAGAGCUGAUCGCCUCCGCUGUGGAACAAGCAAAGUCAGCCGAGCAGGUUGUCAUCUUCGCAGGCUUGACAAGCGAAUGGGAAACCGAAGGCUACGAUCGUGACCACAUGGAUCUGCCGCCAGGUAGCGAUGAACUGAUUACCCGUGUGUUGGCCGUCAACCCGAAUGCCAUUGUGGUAAUCCAAUCUGGCACGCCCGUAACUAUGCCUUGGGUAGACGAUGCGCGCGCCGUGGUGCAAGCCUGGUUCGGCGGCAACGAGUGCGGCAACGGUAUCGCAGACGUUCUCUACGGCGAUGUGAACCCCUCCGCCAAGUUGCCUAUUACCUUCCCUCGUCGCCUGCAGGAUAAUCCGUCCUACGUGAACUUCCGCUCGGAACGCGGUCGCGUACUCUAUGGCGAAGACAUCUACGUGGGCUACCGUUACUUCGAGAAGAGUGAUCUUGCCCCUGCCUUCCCCUUCGGUCACGGUCUAUCUUACACGACCUUCACUCGAUCGGACCUGGACAUCAAGACUGCUCCCGAGCAGGCCAAAUUCUCCGAAUCCGGCGAACCCAUUACCGCCACUGUCACUGUUACCAACACCGGCUCUCUUGCUGGUGCUGAAAUUGUCCAGCUUUGGAUUGUUUCCCCUAAGACUGAUGUCAAUCGGCCCAUUCGUGAGCUCAAGGCUUUCCAAAAGGUCUUCCUUCAGCCUGGAGAAUCUCAGACCGUGCAGCUCAGCGUCGAGAAGAAGCUUGCGACGAGCUGGUGGGAUGAGCAGCGCGAGCAAUGGAUCUCCGAGAAGGGCGAGUACGAAGUUUUGAUCACCGGUACUGGUGCCGAGGAGCUCCGGGGUAAAUUUGAGGUUGGCAAGACCCGAUUCUGGCUUGGCCUGUAG